This is a messenger RNA of Carlito syrichta (Philippine tarsier), 1174 nucleotides long. RefSeq names its product phytanoyl-CoA dioxygenase domain containing 1 (gene PHYHD1). The transcript has 11 exons. Bases 1 to 876 code for a protein of 291 amino acids. The record is from RefSeq and is a predicted model, not a curated record. Lineage: Eukaryota; Metazoa; Chordata; Mammalia; Primates; Tarsiidae.
AUGGCCUGCCUGAGCUCCUCACAGUUCCAAAAGUUCCAGGAGGAUGGAUUCUUGGUGUUGGAAGACUUCUUUUCUGCAGACGAGUGUGCGGCCAUGCAACAGAGGAUUGGCGAGAUUGUGGCGGAGAUGGAGGUUCCCCGCCACUGCCGCACGGAAUUUACCACCCAGCAGGAGGAGCAACUUCGAGGCCAGGGCAGCACAGACUAUUUCUUGAGCAGUGGGGACAAGAUUCGAUUCUUCUUUGAGAAGGGUGUUUUUGACAGUCAAGGAAAUUUCCUGGUCCCUCCAGAGAAGUCCAUCAACAAAAUCGCCCAUGCUCUGCACGCCCACGACCCUGUCUUCAGGACCAUCACACACGCCCCCAAGAUGCAGGCUUUGGCCAGAAGCCUGGGCCUCCAGAAGCCCGUGGUGGUGCAGAGCAUGUACAUCUUUAAGCAACCUCAUUUUGGCGGCGAAGUCACCCCUCACCAGGAUGCCACCUUCCUGUACACGGAGCCCCUGGGCCGGGUGCUGGGCAUCUGGAUUGCAGUGGAGGACGCCACCCUGGAGAACGGCUGCCUCUGGUUUAUUCCUGGCUCCCACACCAGUGGUGUGCCAAGAAGGAUGGUUCGGGCCCCCGCUGGCUCAGUGCCUGGCACCAGAUUCCUCGGGUCAGAGCCAGCCCGGGAUGACAGGCUCUUUGUGCCCACACCAGUGCGGAGAGGAGCCCUGGUCCUGAUCCACGGAGAAGUGGUGCAUAAGAGUGAGCAGAACCUCUCGGACCGCUCGCGCCAGGCCUAUACUUUCCACAUCAUGGAGGCCUCUGACACCGUCUGGAGCCCAGAGAACUGGCUCCAGCCGACCACUGAGCUGCCCUUCCCUCUGUUGUACACCUAAAGGCCCUCUGGGGCUGGGCCCUGACCCCUCCCAGGUGAAGCUGUGGGCCUCCAGCACUAAUGCCUCACCUGGCCUCCCAGUGGGAAGGCCGUGUCUCCCCUCCUGGGCUUUCCUCCCAUGAAAGUGACAGGGCAGAGGCCAGGUUGGGUGGGUCCCUGCCUCUCUGCCUCCCCACUGCCCCAACACAAGCUUCCCCCAAGGUAGCCUCUCAGCCACAAAAGGGUCUGGCCCCUCUCAGUCCUCUCUCCUUUCAGAUGGAACUCUGAUCAUGCCAAUGUAAGACACCGAAUAAAAAUGA